This is a messenger RNA of Colletotrichum tamarilloi, 786 nucleotides long. RefSeq lists its product as uncharacterized. The record is from RefSeq and is a predicted model, not a curated record. The transcript is spliced from 2 exons. The coding region runs from base 1 to 786 and encodes 261 amino acids. Lineage: Eukaryota; Fungi; Ascomycota; Sordariomycetes; Glomerellales; Glomerellaceae.
AUGGACAACACGCCGCUCCACCCAGACAUCACGACCCUGCCGCCCGACACAGGCCAACGCCACGGCGACUUCCUCACUGCGAUCCCCUACAACCGAUCAAUGUACCGCACCACCCUCCUCCUCCGCCUCGCCUCCAUGCUCGACGCCGUCAUCAUCCUCGCCUCGCUCGCCUCGCAAAAGGAAGACGACGCCUUCAUCACCGACAACUGGUCUUUCGGGUGUCCCACGGCGGUUCUGGCGCUGCUGUGGAGCGCGGGCGAUGUAGGUACGAUGCUGGUGCGCGAUCGCGGGUUCCGGUGGACGAAGAACGAUCCGACGAAGCUGCCGCGGAGUACAAAGUUCAGUUGGGGGAAGCCGGGCGCCCACGUGGCUGCGCAUUUGCUGAUUUGGGUGCCGACGGCGGCGUUUAUGGGGAUUGUGAUUUCGAGUUGGUUGUUUUAUCAAAACGGGGGCGGGUCCUUGGGUGGUGUUGAUCCGCGGCAGACGCAUACCAUGGCGGCGGUAAUUUUCUUCAUGUUUGUCUUGACGAUGAUCCACUUUGCGCUCUUUAUAUUUGCCAUUGUCGAGGUCGACAAUGUGCGACGGCAUUACUCUGACGUCGUCUUCAUCCCGAGGGGCGAGCUGUGCGAGAUGGUGCCCGUGCCGCCAUCAACGCCAUGGGAGAUGUUCUCGCCUCGGAAGCUGCUUCUAUCUUAUUUUGCGAACCACUAUGUUCGCUUCGUGCCCGGAGCAGACGGGACGGUUACUGUUGCUCGAGACUAUAGUAGUCGACAGGCGAGGUUUUGA